Messenger RNA from Nasonia vitripennis (jewel wasp), 2466 nucleotides. RefSeq names its product protein ALP1-like. Bases 1139 to 2374 code for a protein of 411 amino acids. The record is from RefSeq and is a predicted model, not a curated record. The transcript is spliced from 3 exons. Lineage: Eukaryota; Metazoa; Arthropoda; Insecta; Hymenoptera; Pteromalidae.
AGCGAAGCGAGCGAGAGCGGAGAAGGAUCAAUCGAGAGGUACAGCGAUAACAAAUAAAAGCUCGACCCACCUGAAUCAUUGAUGAAUGCCGACAGGCGAAUCGAAAGCCGUCGGGCUUGGGCUGCAGGUAUAACUUGAAGUCGUCGUCGUCGCUGUUGUUGUUGUUGUUGUUGCUCGAGGCCCGUCGAAGGCAGCAGCCCGUCGACUCGCUGCACAUCCGCAAGAGAGAGAGAGAGAGAGAGAGAGAGAGAGAUAGCAGAGCUGCCGUCCUGUGCCGCUGCUUCGUCGUGUCCGCGGGAGAAGGACAGUCAAGGUUCCGGGCACUAUAUGCGUCCGCGAUUGUUUAGGUCUGAUGGAAAGAGCGCAGGGAUCCUCCAAGUGCGGCGAAUGGGCGCCAUGUUCGGCGGCGGAUGCAUGCGCGGGGAGCCGCUGCGCCUCCUCUCCGUCGAUCGAUUUUCUUUCGGCCGCUAGGCUGCGUCUACAAUUGACCGACUUCGGUCAAGCGAACGUAUACGGUCGUGAAUUCGAUGAUGCUGCCACCACAGCUCAGUUUUUCACUGGUUCUCGACUAACAGACCUUAUGAAAAACUAACCUACGCGACAUUAUAUAUCAUAAAAGGCACGAUAUUUUGAAAACACAAAUUCAAAAUGUUUAAAAUUUACUAAAUGUAGUUACAAAAUUUUGUGAAAAAUGAAUAUAUAUAACUAAUACAGGGACAAAAAAAGCAUAAAAUAUAUAAUUUAAGCGAAAUAUUGUUUAUUGAUAAAAAAUACAAAGCUUACAUCAAGAUCUUGAUACUAAACAUCAAGAUGUUUGUAAGUCUAUAUAUAUAGCCUCUAUACACACAUAUGACACAUACACCAAUUUUGAUUCUAUACCGGUACAGCACAUAUAGUCUUUAUUGCCACACAAACAAACAAACACUUAAAUGGUUACCUCCAAAAUAAACUGCCAAUCAAUUUCCCAAAAUUUGUAUAUAUGGUAGUUAUAGAUGAUUGUAGCUUAUUCUGCAUUGAACAUGUUAUUCUGUAUGACUUGAUAUAUAUUCUGAAACAAAAUAUAUGAUUUUGUGGUGUAUAAUAUAAAUAAAUAUUCGUGGUAGCUUAUAAUAGAAAAUAUUUAAGAAUAUAUUUAAUAAUGGAUAGGGUCAUUGUACGUAAUGCCAUGAAUUUGUGGAUCAACGUUUAUAAUAUAAUCAGUAUUUUUUUGCAAAUUUGUUUAAGGAAAUGUAACAUUCGUCGGUGGUGGGUAAAACCCCAUUUGCGCAAUGAUUUGAGGGAUGAAUACGGAGCUUAUAACUGUAUUUUUAGAUACUUUAAACUAAAUGACGAAGAAGAAUUUCAAAAAUUUGUCAGUAUGACAAGUGAACAAUUUGAUGAAAUUCUUGAACUUGUAAGACCACAGUUAACAAAAAGAAGUAAGAGGCGAGCACUAACACCAGAAAUGCGUUUAGCUGCUGUGUUAAAUUUUCUUGCACAUGGUAAUAGCAUUCAGAAAAGCGCAUGGAUGUUUUUGAUUGGCAGAAGUACCAUGUAUCGAUUAGUCAUAGAAGUUUGUACAGCAAUAUGCAAUGUACUAGAAGAAAAGUAUGUCUCUUUUCCAUCACAGGAUGAUUUAUCAGUAAUUGCGAAUAUGUAUUGGAGAAUAUGGCACAUGCCUAAUUGCUUUGGUGCAAUAGAUGGAAAGCACAUACGAGUAAAAGCUCCACCAAACUCUGGUUCAUAUUUUUUUAACUAUAAGAAGCAUUUCAGUAUUGUACUGAUGGGACUAACUGAUGCCUUCUGUCGCUUUAUUUGGGUAAAUAUAGGUGAUUUUGGUUCGUCAAAUGAUGCAGGUAUUUUUCAGCGCAGUGACCUACGUCAAGCUUUGGAUAACGAAGAAAUUGAUAUACCAGCACCUACUUACUUACCUAGAACAGAUGUGCUAUGUCCAUACUUUAUCAUCGGUGAUGGAGCAUUUCCAUUAAAAAAUUAUUUAAUGAAGCCAUACACCAGAGCCAAUAAUCUGACACAUGAAGAAAAAAUAUUUAAUUAUCGUUUAUCUAGAGCUAGACUGACUAUUGAAAGAGCUUUUGGGAUUCUGACAAAGAAGUGGAGAAUAUUAGAGUCGCCAGUAGAUUGGAAACUAAAAAAUAUUGAGACUGUCAUAAUGGCACUAAUUUGUUUGCAUAAUUUUCUAAUCACUGAGGAAAUGAGUAAGGAUGAAGCUGAAAGGAAAUAUGUAUUUCAUCCUUAUAACAUAGAAAAUGAAGCUGAAAUCGGUAUCUAUUUAGGAGAUGAACCAGAGGAUGCAACGAGUAUAAGAAAUACUCUAAAAGAUUUUUUUUGUAGUCAUUUAGGAAGUUUGCUAUGGCAAAAUGAACGAGCAUUAUGAACGAUAGUAUAUAUAUUUAAAAGAAAUAUUAAGCAUGAACAAUUUCCUGCUAAGCUUAUUGUGUGUUAUAUAAUAAAAAUUUUGUAUUAAAA